Messenger RNA from Stylonychia lemnae, 1302 nucleotides. The record is from the annotation of a GenBank genome assembly. NCBI's taxonomy places the organism in Eukaryota, Ciliophora, Spirotrichea, Sporadotrichida, Oxytrichidae.
AUGAAUUUGGCCUACAAGAUUUUUCAAAAUGCACUAGGUGUAAGAGGACAGUCACAAAUGCCCAAGCAUGCUUAAAUUUGCGAUUAAAAUUUAAAACUAACAUAGCUUGAUGAGGACACCCAGAAAAUAUUAGAUUAAUUGCAAUUCGAAGGGUGUAUAUUCAAAGAUUGCGAAUUAAGUCAAUAAUCACUUACUCAUAAAGAUUUGCUCAAUCAUUAUCAACUUGAAUGCAAGAUAAUAGAUGUAAUAUGUCCUUUAGGAUGUGGAAUGUAUUUCAAGAGGUAAGACAGAAUGGAACACAUUGGAAUGUGUAUAUACAUUAAAUACUCAUGCAGAGAUUGCGGAAUUCAAAUGAAUGUUAAAGAAUAUGAUCCAAAUACUCAUAGCUGCUUUCCAUUUCUUCAUUUAAUGGUAGAGUAGUCUUUUCAAUUGUAUGAGGAUAUCAAAAAAGAUUUUGAGGAUUAUAAGCAAGAAACUGAGGCUAAACAUAAAAAAAUAGUUGGUGAAAACAUUUAAAACGCCUAGUCACCACAAUAUAAAAUGACUUUUAUCCACAAAAACCCAUUAAGAAAAAUGACAUUCAAAUAGAUACGUGAAUUAUACUAGUACAAGCCCAAAAAGUGGUUUUGUGAUGGCUAUCAUUUUGACUAUUGUAGAUACGAUAAAAUGUCGAGAGAUGAAAAAAUCUUAUUUGAUAAAGAUGAGUUUUUUCAUUGCCUCAAAUCACAUAAGAUAUCAAAGAAUAUGAUCUUGAGUCUUAUCAAUGAGGACAUUAAUGUAUUGCCCUUAGAUUUUAGGGAUGCCCCUUAGUCAAUAAGCCUUAAUCAAAUCUUGAUUAAAUACUUUACUUUGACCCUUUAUAGAAUUUCUUUUUAUGCAAAAGAUGCGCUAAUAACUAUGAAGUUCAUCCUUAUGAGUACUUUAAGGAUGGUAAUGAUGAAGAUAUGUCAAAAGUACUUGAUGAAUUAAGAGAUUAAAGAGAGCUAAAAAAAGAUUUAUAAAAAUAAAAAAUCAUUGAAUAUUAUAAAGACUAGCCUAUUCGGACAUUAUAGACCUAAAUUCACUAACAUCAAUUAAAAGUAUUAAGCUUAGCAUAGAUUCAGGAAAUUCAUGGCCCUGGAGAGUAUAAUGGAUAUUGGUGUAAUGGAGGACCAAGUAAUUAUAGCUGUAAAAGUAAUUAAUAAUAGUUUUAGAUGCCAAUAGUAAAUCAAAAAGAAAUAAUUUAUCAUUGCUCUGAUUGUUAUUUUACUUUGUGUGAAGAAUGCAAUUAUAGUUUCGGCUUUUCUCAUCCACAUAAGUUGA